Messenger RNA from Cuculus canorus (common cuckoo), 2450 nucleotides. RefSeq names its product angiotensinogen (gene AGT). Bases 186 to 1580 code for a protein of 464 amino acids. Gene Ontology annotation, molecular function: serine-type endopeptidase inhibitor activity. The transcript has 5 exons. The record is from RefSeq and is a predicted model, not a curated record. NCBI's taxonomy places the organism in Eukaryota, Metazoa, Chordata, Aves, Cuculiformes, Cuculidae. Gene Ontology annotation, biological process: regulation of systemic arterial blood pressure by renin-angiotensin.
GCAACGCCACUGUAGACAUGUAGAAAGGGCCCUGCUGUGGAAAGGUCAUAAAUCUACCAGCAGUCACACUGCACCACUCCAAGAGGAAGAGGUGUUGCAAGGAGUCUGCCCAAGCAAGGACAGUAUCGGAGGGGCAGCACACACCAGGACAGAAGCAACAGAAACUGUGGAAGCAAUUUUUCAACAUGAACCUGGCAGCAGAUCUUCUCUGUUUAUUGAUGUGCCUCACUGCAGUGACUUGUGACCGGGUCUACGUCCAUCCUUUCAACUUGUUUGCUUUCAACAAGAGUGACUGUGAGCAGCUGGAAAACCUGGUCCAGGAGGAAAAGAAAACUUUUAUCCCCAUCUCGAUUGAGUCUCAAACCACACCUGCUUAUGAAGAUGACUUGAAUGACAAGGAAAAGCUGGAGGCCCCAAGCCUGAGUGGCCGAGGGAGGCAGAAACUGAGCUACCUGAAGGACUCUGUGUACGUCCUGGGCAGGCGGUUUUACAGCGAGCUGCAGGAUGCACAGCGGGACCAAAACAUCCUCCUGUCUCCAACCAGUCUUUAUGGCUCCUUGGUGUCUUUCUACCUAGGGGCCUCAAACCAGACGGCAACUGAUUUGCAGGGCUUGCUGGGAUUUGUUUCCCCCUCUGGAGACCCUGACUGCACCUUCAGGGUGGACGGACACAAAGUCCUUUCCAGCCUGAGGAUGAUUGAAAACCUCAUCAAGAGCAGGGAUGAAGAGCUGCUCUUUUCCAAGACACUCUACCUAUUUUCUGUCCCCGGUGUACCUCUAUCCCAGCUGUUCGUGCAGGACUUGCUACCCUCUGCUGAUGCUCUCUAUGCCCGAGCUGUUGACUUUACGAACCCCAGCGAGGCAGCAAAGCAAGUAAAUGCCUUCAUAGAAGCCAAAAGCGAGGGCAAAAGCAAGUGCUUACUGACAGACAUCGAUCCAUCUGCCGACCUGCUGUUUGCGGUGGAUGUCCGCUUGACAGUGAACGUUAAGCAAGCCUCCCGGCUCAAAGAGCUUCAGGAAUUCUGGGUGGAUUCAAACACGAAGAUCUUGGUUCCUAUGUUGUCAGUCACAGGGACACUCAUGUACAAAACUGAUGCCAGCGGGACUUUUUCUGUAGUGGAAGUCCCCAUCAGCAGGACCGCACUGCUGGUGCUACUGCAGCCUAUCAAGGGCAGUGACCUGGAGCACGUGGAGCCUGAGCUGCCAUUGCAAUCCUCAGCCUUGCUUCAGCAGCUGGCCCCAAGAAAAAUUAAAUUAACGCUGCCAGAGUUAACAAUAGAAGGCAGCUCAGAUCUACAGGAGCUUCUUGCAGAUAUGGAACUGCCUGCACUGCUGGGGAAGGGAGCAGAUCUCAGUAAAAUAAGUGACGUCAAUCUAACUGUUGGAAAGGUAAUAAAUAAAGCCUUUUUCAAACUGACCAGUGAUGGAACAGAUCAGCCAGAAGACCCCGCAGCACAGAAGGGAGACUUGGAAUUCCUAGAAGUAACACUGAACAAGCCAUUCCUGUUAGCUGUUUUGGAAGAGAAGUCUAGGGCAAUGCUUUUCCUUGGCAGAGUAACAAACCCACUGCAUGGGAUUUAAAUGCAAGCACGGGGGAUAGGGAGGAGGGGAAUGGUGCCAUGUUUCCCAUCACCUAUUUCUUAUUCACCUGCUAUUUUUAUGAUCUUGUUGAGUGCUCUACAUAGCUUUGAGAUGAAGCAGGUAGUGUUUGAAAUACAGCUUUUUGAAAGCUAAAACAUUGCAAUAUUUCACCCUUGUUCACCUAUUUCACUUGAGGUGACUCAAACUUCCUUCACGUUCUCUUUGUUCCUUAUAACCACUUGGUUUGCCUUCUGUCUCCAGCUUCCUUUUUUAAUGCAGUGGGGACAAAGUAGUAGCCAACAGGGCAUUGACUUAGAAAAUAGUUUUAUAAGCACAAGCAGCAUUUAUUGUAAAAAAGUAUAGAAGAGGAUCACUUCUUAAUUUUCGGUUUGAUCACUUUUGCAAGAGAGUGCCUCUUUCACAUUACAGUGAAAGUUUUACAGUUAUACAGAGAGAUUUCUCGCUUCACCAGCAACAUUUUCCUUUAAAUGCUGCCAACAGCACAGGCAGGCUUCGCUUAUCCCACUGAGACAGGACUUUUUGCCUUGGAAGCAAAACUACCUUUAGAGGAAUUUUUUUCUUUCUGCAACCCAGAUGGAUAUGUUCAUUUCUUAACUCUGUAGAAAAACUAAAAAUAGGGUUUGGUAGCAUUAACAAACCAUAAGGAAUAGAUUCUCAUAGGCUGGCAGAAUUACAUUUGAUUUUUUAGAAGAAAAAUAUAAGGCUUAUUAUUCCAUUCCUUGGAUUGCUUUCUAACUGGAAAGGCAUUAUAGCCUUACAAUGAAAAAGAGUAUUACUAGUUCGAGUCCAGAUCUGUAAACUUUAACAUAUCCAAACCAUAUGUUUUUUUAAAAACAGUAGUAAUGGCAA